Molecule: messenger RNA, 528 nt
Organism: Chenopodium quinoa (quinoa)
Lineage: Eukaryota; Viridiplantae; Streptophyta; Magnoliopsida; Caryophyllales; Amaranthaceae
Product: serine carboxypeptidase-like 9
Exons: 7
Coding region: 1-528 (175 amino acids)
Biological process (GO): proteolysis; secondary metabolic process
Molecular function (GO): serine-type carboxypeptidase activity; acyltransferase activity, transferring groups other than amino-acyl groups
Source: RefSeq, a predicted model, not a curated record
AUGAUAACACGCCAUGGAUAUGUUCUCGGGAAUCCGGUGACUACUAAGUACCUUGAAGACCAAACGAAAGUUGAAUAUGCUCACCGUGUAUCCGUACUAUCCGAUAAGAUAUAUGAGUCGGCCAAAGGAAGAUGCCAUGGUGAUUAUCGACCAAUUGCUGCAAAAGGUAAUGCACAAUGCAAGAAGAAUCUUGAAACUGCAUCAAAGUGCAUUGAUCCAAUAGAAAAUGAAUUUGUCCUUGAAUCGAAAUGCUUCCAUCCAUCACCAGAUAAGUGGUGUCGGGAUAUAUGCAUGCCAUAUAUGUUCACGUUGAAAUGGAUGAAGAAGCUAAAUGUCGUUCCAAAUGAUGUUUAUUGGAGUCAUUGGUUUCUUUACGGUCAAGUUGCAGGAUAUGUCACAGAGUAUUCAAAUGACAUCUAUAAUUUGACAUUUACUAAAAUCAAGGGAGCAGGACAUGUUGCCCCUGAAUAUAAGCCACGAGAAUGUUUAGCAAUGUUUCAAAGAUGGAUCACAUUUAAUCCUCUAUAA